Molecule: messenger RNA, 4510 nt
Organism: Anoplopoma fimbria (sablefish)
Lineage: Eukaryota; Metazoa; Chordata; Actinopteri; Perciformes; Anoplopomatidae
Product: breast cancer type 1 susceptibility protein homolog
Exons: 21
Coding region: 99-4370 (1423 amino acids)
Biological process (GO): chordate embryonic development; negative regulation of fatty acid biosynthetic process; double-strand break repair via homologous recombination
Cellular component (GO): BRCA1-A complex; plasma membrane; BRCA1-BARD1 complex
Molecular function (GO): ubiquitin-protein transferase activity; metal ion binding
Source: RefSeq, a predicted model, not a curated record
CAAAAGCAGAAGAAGACGACAGUUGCGGGAAAACUAAAGGCGAUGGUUCCUGUGUUGAUAACUCCAAACUCUAAGGAAACAAGCUUUUAAAAAUCACCAUGACAACUCCAACGACCACAGAUGUCAGAAAGGGCAUUUCAGUCCUUUGGGAGACGCUGCAGUGUCCCAUAUGCUUGGAUUUAAUGACCGCACCUGUUUCUACUAAGUGUGACCAUCAGUUUUGCAAAUUUUGUAUGAUGAAACUUUUGGACAGCACCAAACAAAACAGGGCUGACUGUCCAGUGUGUAAAACCAAAAUAACCAAAAGGAGCUUGCAGGAGAGUCCUGGGUUUCAGCGACUUGUAGCAGGAUUGCAGGAUAUGAUCCAGGCAUAUGAACAAGACACUGGCAUCAACUACUUCACUGGAAUGUCCGAGCAGAAAGGACAACUGGGGGUCACAGAUGCUGAAGCUACUAAACAUUGUCCCGAUAAGUCAUUCGGAGAUACACCUGACAAUGUGGAAAAUGACGACAAUGAUGAUCCUUCAAGGUCUCACUCCUCGACUCUAGCAGCCCAGAAUGGAUUUGCAAGACUGAUGGGACUUGAAGACACAAGUCCAAUGACGACAGAAAAUGACGGCCUGGACAGUGGGCUUGGUGAGGCCCCACCAACUUCUGACAAGAAAAUGCACAGUCCUACAGAUAAUAUGGAACCAGUGGAAACAGAAAUGUCAGAAGUUGUGGAAACGUCAACACACAAAACUAGAGGCAAAAAGAGAUUCCUCAAAUUGGAGAAAGCCUCCCAUCCUACAUCAUUAAUUCCAGACGAGUCCGAAAACAAACCUUUAAGAAAGUCCUCAAGAAAGAAACAGAAAAAGGAUUUGGUGCCUGAUAAGAUUCUAGAGGAAAAACAGAAGAAGAGUCGAGAGAAAGUCGCUGAGUGGCUCAUGAAAGUUCCAACUGAAGGAAGUCUCGAGUUAGAGAAACUCAACGAAGACACCGACGAUUCUGACAGCUGUUCCUCCGCUUCAACAAUAGAUAUAAAAAAACACAACAGUGAUAUGAAUCUUAAGAGAGGGGAACGUGCUAAAGCCCUUGAAGAACAGGUGUUUGGUGCCGUCUACAAACGAGAGAGAAGAGGGAACAGGACCAUCUCUCCUCCACUAAAUGUUUUUAUCGAAACACCAACAACCAAAGAAAGACAAAAUGUUUCCAAAACAAAGAAGAAGAACACUGUCACUCCUGCUGAUUUUGUCAAGAAAACAAGCUCUGAAGAUGAAAGUAAAAGCCAUAUGGAGGAAGAGCAACAAAGGAUGGAAGAAGUAAAUAACACCAGCAGUGACAUUGUCACAAAAGCAAAACAGAUGGAGGUUAUGGAGGAAAAUGAUAAAGACAACAUGCCAGAAAGUGACAAAAUUGAUGACAACGAAGAGGCUCCCUGUCCUGCGUCUGAUAUUGAAAAACAGCUACCAGACAGAAAGUCAGAUAGAAGGACACGUAAUGCUAUGCAGCAGGUCGACAGUGAUUUUCAAGAGCAAGCUGAGGCAAAGUCUGAAAGCGCUGAGCAAAACAAAACUGAGAAGAGGAAAAAUAAAAACCUGAGGUCAGUAAAAGGCAAGCCUGCUAGAGUGCCAAAACCCCUUGUUCUGGUUGGAGUUAAAAAUGGAGAAACCAGUCCUAAGGCUAGACCAAGGUCAGAAGAAGUUCAAGUUCAUAUUGAGAAUUACCCGAGCAGCGAAGACCGAGAAAUCCCUAUCAUGAGAAACACCAGGAGAAGUAGAAGACUUCAACUCUUCGCUGAGGAAGUCCAAGAGGGUCACAAGAAAGUAAACGUGAAAGCCAAUUUAGCUGAAAAAGACAGCAAUGUUGCAUGGCAAUCUGAGGAAGUUAAUGGUGGAACAUUGGACAAUAAGGCAUCAACUCAGAAUGGAAACAUGACACGGGUGGCUGAAAGAAACGGAUGUAUUUUUGAUCAAGAGUUAGGAGAAAUAGAAAAGGUGGAGUCGGGUGAGAGAAAAUCUUAUUUGAGCCCAACAGAAGAUGUUAAAGAGUCCAUCGCUGAAGUGCCAAAUGCUGAAACGAUGUGUGAAUUUAAUGCUGCACGUCAUGUCUCUGUGGUCCCAAGCUCCACGAGUCCAGCUACAGCUGUGGUCGAGCCGACGCUAGAAAGUGACGACCAAAACAAUACGCCAUCGGAAACCGUCGCUCGCCACACACAAUGUGCUGGAACUGAAGAUGAGGAGGAUAAGAAUGAUAGCGAACUGGACACAGAGCAACUGCUCAAGAGCUUCAAAGCCACUAAAAGAAAAUCCUUCCUUCUUGGCGGUCCAAAUGUGAAAAGAAGCCGUGGUUUAGACCGAGAAAACCUGCAGGGUGCCGAAGCAGAGGAAAACCAUCGAGUUUGUUCUGGUGUUGAAUCUACAAAAAAUCCAUUAUACACAAAGGUGCCUGAAAUCACCAACCAAGAGGCAUUAAGAGACAAUGAAAACUCAUCUUGGAGUGAUUUUAUCUCCCCUUCUAACUCACCCGCCCAAACAAGAAAGCCAGUUACUGAGAAACCAGAUCAAGUGGCGAUAGAAGACUCAAUCCCUGAUGGCAGUUGUUCAGGUCAAGACAGCGCUGGUGCUAACUGUGUCUCUAGGAAUAGUGUCAGUAGUGCCCUCACUCCUAAUAAAGUGUCAAAGCGUGUUAUUGAAAGUCCUCAUCUUUCUGUUGUGCCUCAAGUGUUAGAUUCUGGCCUCUGCUUCACAGCCGUUGAACACGAGGAGCUGAAUGAACCCUCAAAGUAUUCUCAAAUGACAGAGACUCAGCUGGACAACAAAAUAAGAGACAACAUGUUGGUGCCCAAUUCAGCUGCUAGUGGACCACAUUCAGUCAACAGCGCGAAACAUUUUUUCAACGCAGAUUCGUCUUUAACCCCCGAUGGCCUUGGAAUACCAAUUGUGCAAAUUGUCCCAGAGGCAAAGUCGUACAGCAAUGGCAGCGGAGAGAUGAGCUCCCAUUCGUCCAUCAAGACCGUGCUGAGGAAGAGGACAAGGGCAAGGAGGCUAGAGUCUUCAUAUGAGUCAGACUGCAGUGAAGAGGGAUUACCAACUUUGACAGAGAUUUUCGGGACAUCCACUCAUCCUCCUGCUGUGACGAAGGAUCAGGGAGACUCCAGUGAAGCUAAUAGAUGUGAGGGGGCCACAGCUGGUGGAGCACAGCAGUUGAGCCGUCCACCUGCGUGCCCGAGCCCCGACUGUGUUGAUUCCAGCCAAGGGUCUGUAGACUUGUUUGGCACGCCGGAUGAAUGUAAUGUCCCAGUGAAUGACAUCAGCGUUUCCACACAAAUCGAAUCAUCACAAUUUUCAAGCGAAGUCCUUGUUACACAGCAAAAGAUAGAAAUGCAGAAGGAGCUGGUGAGGUUGGAGAAGUUGAUGGCUCUGGUGUCCGAGGUGCUUCAGGAGAAAGAAGACAGUCCUGCUAAAGAAGUCCCCUCAGAAACAAAUCAGAGCAGACAAACCACAGACGCAGACGCUCAAAGACUCCCGUGUGACCAGGACACAGGUCAAAGGUCAGACCAAGAAACUGCUGAAGAAGUAGAGCGAGAGCCCGGCACAAGACCGUCAAAGCAUGACAGCGUAGCAGAGAUGGCAGUGCAGAGCUCCACACACACAGUAAAAGGCACCGAAGCCUCAAGUUCAGCUUCCAAAAUAUUAAAAAACAGCGCUUCACCAUCAGAUGGGCAGGAAGACAAAGAAAAUAACACUCCUCCAAGAGAUAGGAGUAAAGCUAAAAUGGUGCUAGUGACGUCUGGAUUAGACCCCAAUGAACAGAUAAUGGUCAAAAGGUUUGCCAAGCAAGUUGGGGCCCGUGUGGUUUCUAAGGUAACCCCAGAGAUGACCCAUAUCAUAAUGCACACAGAUGAACAACUGGUAUGUGAGCGCACACUGAAGUACUUCCUUGGCAUCGCAAGCAGGAAGUGGGUGGUGAGCUUCCAGUGGAUUUCAGAGUGCUUCAGACAAAAGAAACUCCUAGAUGAGAGUGUCUUUGAAGUGAGAGGUGACGUGGUGAAUGGACCUAACCACCAGGGCCCCAUGAGAGCUCGCACCAGUGAAGACAAUAACUUGCUCAUGAAGGGCUACAAGAUCUGCUUCCAGGGGCCUUUUACAGACAUGACAACAGAUGAAAUGGAGUGGAUGGUGGAGCUCUGUGGAGCAGCUGUAGUCAGAGAUCCACUUCUCCUCGACAGUAAACAGAUCUCCCAUCAGCUUGUCAUUGUACAGUCUGGAUCAGAGUCGUCCUCCACAUACAGCAGUCUCUCUAAACAAGCUACAGUCGUGACACGUGGUUGGCUGUUGGAUACCGUGGCAACCUACACCCUCCAAAACUACAACACGUACACUACAUGAGCUGAGGAUCCAUGUGCACCUACAGCCAUUUUACAACUUCUGUUUUUUAAUGUCCAAUACUGCAUCUAAACUGUCGUCUGUUUUCUUUACAAAGAUAUAUAUGUAUUGUGUUUGCCUGACAUGAUUGUAUAUAAAGUUUA